AGAUGGACAGAGUGUCCAGAUGGACUCCAUUAAGUCAGGCUUCGUGGGCUCCCAGGUGGAGCUGCGUUGUAUCUUCGUUAAUUCCAACCCUCCAGUCAAGAUCUCUCAGGUGACGUGGCAGAAGUUCCUGAACGGCACCAAACAGAACGUGGCCAUCGCCAACCCGUCGCUGGGGGUGUCCGUGCUCCCGCCCUUCAAGGAGAGGGUGACCUUCAAGCAGGCUGCGGUCCGCCACCGCACCCCAUCUCUGGAGGAUACCACCAUCAUGUUCUCCAACCUGAGGCUGUCUGAUGAGGCUGCAUACAUCUGCGAGUACACCACCUUCCCUGCUGGGAACCGAGAGAACAUGGUCAACCUCACCGUGUUUGCGCGACCUCUGACCCGAAUGACCUUGACCACGCCUACCAUUGUGGCCCGCCCCCAGAAGCGUAAGAUGACUGUGGCGACAUGCCUCUCGGCCAAUGGGAAGCCUCAGAGCGUGAUCAAGUGGGAAACGAGGCUGAAGGGUGAGGCCACGUUCCAGGAGACGCAGAACAGCAACGGCACGGUGACCGUCCGCAGUAACUAUGUGGUCGUGCCGAGCAGAGAGACACACAAACAGAAACUCACCUGCAUCGUAACCUACCGCAACGAGAGGAUUACCGACAGUGUCGUGCUCAACGUGCAAUAUGAACCGGAGGUGAAGAUCGAGGGUUUCGAUGGUAACUGGUACCUGAACCGUCAGGACGUCAGCCUCACCUGCAACACUGACGCUAACCCCCCUGUCACCGUCUACCAGUGGAAACU
Molecule: messenger RNA, 786 nt
Organism: Oncorhynchus masou masou (cherry salmon)
Lineage: Eukaryota; Metazoa; Chordata; Actinopteri; Salmoniformes; Salmonidae
Product: nectin-1-like
Biological process (GO): homophilic cell-cell adhesion; heterophilic cell-cell adhesion; protein localization to cell junction
Cellular component (GO): adherens junction
Source: RefSeq, a predicted model, not a curated record